AUGCCCGAGACGACAGGGACUCAAGCCCAUCCUCACACUUUAGAGGCUCAAGCGUCUGGAAUACCUGUCGUUCUUUGCCGACCCAACCCCGAACAGGCAACCGAGGUCGCGAAAUGGCAGGUAAAUUCGACAGUGAUGGUGAACCCUAAGAUUACAUGGUAUGAUGGUGAUAUGAUAGAGCUCCAAAUGCCAUCUGAGACAAUCUCAUAUGGCCCUCGACCGGUUUCGGAUUUCCCGGGAAUCAAGGCUUUUGCGCCUGUUAAUGACUCUACCGAAGAGUCUGGAGAUACUGAACCUGUGGAGGUAACGAAACUAUUUUGCCAUGAACUUAUUUCUGAAGGUAUUCGAAAGAGCUUGAAGGGAAAGGGUGUCGAGGUGGAGGAGUUUAGUACGUGGGAAGAACUCAAAUCUCAUAUAGAACAUAUUUAG
Messenger RNA from Fusarium proliferatum ET1, 429 nucleotides. RefSeq lists its product as uncharacterized. The transcript has a single exon. NCBI's taxonomy places the organism in Eukaryota, Fungi, Ascomycota, Sordariomycetes, Hypocreales, Nectriaceae. Bases 1 to 429 code for a protein of 142 amino acids. The record is from RefSeq and is a predicted model, not a curated record.